CAUAUGUUGGCAAUAUCGUGUUUUUCUAAUAAACUCAUUCCCGCAGUUAACUUCUCGGUUGUAGAAAAGAGGGACACUGAAUAAUCGAAUGACCAUGAGGUUAGGUUCUAUGAAUCUGCACCGUCCAGUUCUGUGUCGGAAGAAGGUGCGAGGUGAUUAAUACAUCACCGUGGGAACGUUAAUUUGAAAAAGCGAUAUAAAGGAUGGAGAUCAUCGACUGACGAGUCAUUUGAUGUAGGUGACUUACACCUACAUCGUUCCGUCCUUCGUUAUAUUUAUUGAAUUCAUUAGAAAAUUUUCUGCAACAUCACAAUACAAAAUAAAAUGGAACAUGAAAUUAAGGGAACCAGUGAUAUUCUGCACAAGUCAAAACGAAAAGAUAUUGCUGUAAACGAGGAACUGGAAUACUGGAUGACUCGGCUACCGGAAGCUUUGAAAAACAUUCCCAUAAUACAUCUGGCAAUACCCGGUUCUCAUGAUACGAUGACUUACACUAUAAACCGGCACAGUGAUGUGGGGCCCGAUGAGCCGAGGUAUAUCAGAGCUCUUGGUCGUUAUUGUUCGUUCGUCUCAAAACCCAUUAUAUUUAAUUGGUCUAUUACGCAACAUGACAACAUUAAGGAUCAGCUGGAUGGUGGAAUUCGAUAUCUAGACUUACGUGUCGCGACAAAGCCAACGGAUGGGAAUAUCUAUUUUGUUCAUGGCCUGUACGGAUCGAAAAUAUAUCAGCCACUUCAGGAAAUAGCAGAAUGGUUGUCCUAUCAUAAUAACGAGAUCGUAAUCUUAGAUUUUCAACAUUUCUAUUCGUUCUCAGAAAUAGAUCAUCGCCAUCUCGUUGAAACGAUUUUUCAAGUAUUUCAAACGAAAUUAUGUCCAAUAGCAUCUAUAUUUGAUCACAUUACACUAAACUGGCUUAAUCUGGAAAAGUACCAAGUUAUCGUUAUUUACAGAAAUGCAUAUGCACAAAAUUAUUCGAAUUUCUGGCCAAGUGGUCUAUGGCGUACUCCAUGGCCUAACACUGUUCACGUUAACGAGCUUAUAAACUUUUUGGAUAUCGAACUGAAAGCACGACCAUUAGAAGUCGGUUUUAUAUCACAAUGCCUCUUAACACCUGACAUUUCUUAUGUAUUGAAACAUCUAUGCGGAACAUUACAAACAGAUUUAGUACCAUCAUGCCAGAAAGCAAUUCUUCCAUGGAUAAAUCAAAAGCGACCUGGCCGUGGUGGCUUAAAUAUCGUUAUAGCUGAUUUUAUAUCCGAUAACAAUUUUUUAUUUUGUAAGGCAAUUAUCAAUAGUAAUAGAAAAUUCUUCGAUUCACAAUAUUCUGUGUGAAGUAUUUUGUACUUGAACACACAAAUGUACAUACAAAUUAAAUAUGAAAUUUACAAUUUCAAUGCAAA
Molecule: messenger RNA, 1400 nt
Organism: Frieseomelitta varia
Lineage: Eukaryota; Metazoa; Arthropoda; Insecta; Hymenoptera; Apidae
Product: PI-PLC X domain-containing protein 2
Exons: 2
Coding region: 325-1332 (335 amino acids)
Biological process (GO): lipid metabolic process
Molecular function (GO): phosphoric diester hydrolase activity
Source: RefSeq, a predicted model, not a curated record